CAACCACAGCGACAAUGACAACGACGAUGACAAUGACAACGAUGAGGACGCGCACGCGAUUUCCACUCAUCCUCGUCCUCCUCCUCUGCUGCCUCUUGUUCCCGCUGUUCGUCGCUGUGCAGGCAGAGGUGACGCUGAACGAGGACGAGCACGGCGCGUUCCACAUCAACACGAACGACCCUGUGCGCCAGGCCGUACAUUUCAAUGGCGUCGAUGUGCUGGCGUUGCUGCGUUCACAGCAGAGCACCAUCGCCGGUCACGGCGCCGCCAUCACGGAGCAAAACGCGUUGUUGGACCGGCUCGAAGCAGACGCGGCGGCGCAGACGGCAAAGGUGAAGCAGUUGAGGGCGGCGACGUGCCGCGCCUUCCCGCCGUCCGUGUCUGCCUCCGUGCUGUCAGGCCUCGGCGCCAACAGCAACGUGUGGUUUGAGGGUGUGAUGGCGAACAACGGCCUCAUCUACGGCAUCCCAAGCGACGGCCCCGCCGUGUACAUCAUCGACCCCGAGACCAGGGCCGUCAACCUCGAGCUGCUCAGCCCUUUUCCCGCCUCCCCCAUCAAUCAGGAAACCUUCAAGUGGUCUGGCGGCGUGCUGGCGCGCAACGGCCGCAUCUAUGCCAUUCCGCUCCGCGCCACCGCCGUGCUGGUCAUCGACCCCGAAACACACACCCUUGACCUGACGAGCAUGGCCGGGUUCACCCCGAACCAGCAAGGGCUGUGGUUUGACGGCGUGGAGGCCAACAACGGCCUCAUCUACGGCAUCCCCUACAGCUCCUCUGCGGUGCUCAUUGUUGAUCCCGACAACCACAUCGCCGACAACACGACCAUCGUCGGCCUCGGCGACGCCGCGUUCAAGUGGUCCGGCGGCGUGCUUGCAGGCAACGGCAAGAUUUACGGCGUGCCUGCGGCAGCAACCAGCGUGCUCAUCAUUGACCCGGCCAGCAACACCGUGGACACGACGACCCUGUACACGGGGAUGGCGGAAAUCACCGCAAAGUGGAGCAAGGGCGUGCUUGCAGGCAACGGCAAGAUCUACAGCAUGCCCUACAACGCCCCGAGCGUCCUCGUUAUCGACCCCGUCGCCAACACCGUGGACACCACCAGCAUGGCAAACGUGUCACCGCACGGCACGGCGUGGCUCAGCAACGUUUUGGCCGACAACGGAUACAUUUACGCCGCACCUUUCAACAUCUCCGCCAUCGCCAUCAUCGAUCCGUUCACCGACACCAUUGACCUGACGCUCAAGCCCCUGCCGUCCACGGGGUUCAGGUGGACCAGUGUUGUGCGCGCGCCAAAUGGGAAGCUCUAUGCGCCGCCGUACUCCCGCAAGUAUCCGUACCUCCUCAUCAUCGACCCUGGCUGCUGAGGGUUGCGCGAAACAACGAAACGAGGAUCUGCGGGAACUGCGGGAACUGGGGAAAGCAAGACUAGAGGAGCUGAAGAGGGUGGUGGCUGCAAGUGAGAGGAUAGGCUGCGUGACGGCGAGCCAGGAGCACAGAACUGCCCGUUUGUCUGUGUCUCAAGGAUGAAGAUAGCGUUGAUACUGAAGGAGUUUGUUCUUGCACUCGAGUCAGUUGCGUAUGCACUUGUAUGUUAGUUUGAGUUUGUAGUUGCACACGAGUGCAAUGCGAUUACAUAUUCCGUUCAC
Messenger RNA from Salpingoeca rosetta, 1646 nucleotides. RefSeq lists its product as uncharacterized. The coding region runs from base 15 to 1364 and encodes 449 amino acids. Gene Ontology annotation, molecular function: protein binding. The transcript has a single exon. Lineage: Eukaryota; Choanoflagellata; Craspedida; Salpingoecidae. The record is from RefSeq and is a predicted model, not a curated record.